AUGAAACUGGUUUUUACUAUUCUACCGAUUUUUAUCUCGCUCGGCACAGGUACACUUUAAAUCAUUUCUGCGGUCUACAAAUCUUGCGGCCGCUUCAGUCUCGGUAAUCUCACAGGGCCGAUUGUAUAUCGCUUGACACCGAAGGAGCCUUUAUUUCGAGAAACGUCUGUUUCAAUUGAGCAAUCGACUGAAAACAUUCUUCUUCCUAUUACAUCUGAAGUUACAGUGAAGUUAUUUCUAUUUUGUUUUUUCGCUACCAUGGAUGUAACCGAACAAACUGGUUGUAUUGAAUGUCGUAUUUAUGUUUCGGAAGCGUUUUUAUACGUUUAUUGAAAUAAUCCACUAAAGCAUAGCCAUCACGUAUUUUACUUUAAUCUGCUCAAAGUCAUUAAUAUCCGCGCUUUAAGUAAAGCUAUGAACAUAAGGAUAAUAUGACAUAAUUAUGAUAAGUCAAAAUUAUGGUGAAUUCCGGCUUCAACGAAUCCUACAUUUACUUCUACAAACUUCGGUUUAAAGUCCCUUCUCCAGGACUUUUACAAGUUUCCAGAAGAAAUAACAUAACGUAUUAUUAAAAGGAGGCUUUUUAGAGCACGAGCAUCUAUUUACAGUGAUUUAUUGAUAAUUCAUUCGUCGCUCUUCUUCUUGAGAACUGAGCGCUAAAUUGAAUUAACAGUUGCUGUUUAUUGAGGCGACCAAAAUAACUGAGGUUAAUUCACUCUAUUUUUAUCACCGACUGCAUGUAACAAGUUUCAUCUGUUCAGAAAAAAUGGAAUCGUGAGUAUUCAAAGGAAGUUAUUAGACCUUUCAACUCUUUAGAUAAACAGAAUAUUUUAAACGAAACAUUAUCGGCAAAAUAACAGGGGCACCCAACGACAAUUUUCGGAAAAUAUCUGUUCGAGAGACGAUUUGAGAUCUAGAAUUUUCGGAACAUUUUUUCCAAAAUUUCUUGCUUGUCUGCCUCUCCUAGGAUUUUCGAACAUCUAAAAAAUGGUAUAAUUGCCCAUUUUUAACGGAUUUUUGCCCUAAAAAGNACUUUUACAAGUUUCCAGAAGAAAUAACAUAACGUAUUAUUAAAAGGAGGCUUUUUAGAGCACGAGCAUCUAUUUACAGUGAUUUAUUGAUAAUUCAUUCGUCGCUCUUCUUCUUGAGAACUGAGCGCUAAAUUGAAUUAACAGUUGCUGUUUAUUGAGGCGACCAAAAUAACUGAGGUUAAUUCACUCUAUUUUUAUCACCGACUGCAUGUAACAAGUUUCAUCUGUUCAGAAAAAAUGGAAUCGUGAGUAUUCAAAGGAAGUUAUUAGACCUUUCAACUCUUUAGAUAAACAGAAUAUUUUAAACGAAACAUUAUCGGCAAAAUAACAGGGGCACCCAACGACAAUUUUCGGAAAAUAUCUGUUCGAGAGACGAUUUGAGAUCUAGAAUUUUCGGAACAUUUUUUCCAAAAUUUCUUGCUUGUCUGCCUCUCCUAGGAUUUUCGAACAUCUAAAAAAUGGUAUAAUUGCCCAUUUUUAACGGAUUUUUGCCCUAAAAAGGUCACCUAGAAUUUUCGGGAGCCUUUUUUCUGGCUGAAAUUUUCGAAGAGGUAAGUUUUGAUCCCUAUAAUUUUCGGAUCACUAGACUUUCAGCUAGGAAAUCCAAACAGAUUAAAAAUUUUUAGGGGAUAAAAAUAUGCCUAUAUCUACCGUGUAAAUACUAAAAUACGUUUAACAAUGCUAUGUUUAAGUGGUUUUGAACUAUAUUCUCGUUGGGUGCCCCCGAAAUAAAUCAAGGACAAAAAUUGAACCUAAAUCAAAUGGCUUAUGGACAUGUAAGUUGUAUAAUCACUGCCAAUAAAUUUGGUGGCUGUUAACCACCAUUUCUAUUGAUACACUUGAUUCACAGACGUUGUAAACAUUUUGAUAUUUGAUGAAAAAUUCACUGGCGGUGAAUUAGCUAUUUUCACCAAGUUUUAGUGAAAAACAGUGAACUGUUCUCUUUUUCUAACAGUUCAGUCGGACGAUAAAUUCAAGCGAGAUGUCACUGAUGCGACAUUGCAGACAACUCUACGAAGUAUUGAACGCAUACUAAAAUUUGGUAAGUAAUAUCAAGCAAAGAUUAUAUUUUGACUCCAAUUGGUUAGAGUUUUCUGAUUUUGGUAAGGGUUUGAAGGGAAAAUUAGCCAAGCAUAUGAACAACGGGUAACAGAACCACUUUUUUGACUAACUAGCUCUAGCCAACAAACCAACACCCUUUAAUUAAAUAGCUUAACCGUAGACUUGCUAUGGUGAGCUGACUUUCUGAUCGGGUACAAAACUUAAGAGAAACCUUAGGGAUAACCCCACCAAUGUUCAUAGAAAUAACCUUUGUUUUGUUUCCCAUUGAAAAGGUCCUUGUCCCAGUGACUGGACAUAUUUUAAAGGCUACUGUUACUUGGUGAGCAACUCCAUCAAGACUUGGCACCAGGCCCAAGCCUACUGCAAAGGACUGGGAGGAGAUCUGGUGAAGAUCAACAGUGAAGAAGAAAACGAGUUUGUACUGAAGCUAGUUAACAAGCGCGCUCCGUCAUUGCGUCAGGUUUGGCUGGCACUGGAGUGGAACCCGCAAAGAAAAGCGUUUAUCUGGGCUGACAACUCAAUUCCGACAUUCAAGAAAUGGUUUCCAGGUGAGCCGAAUGGAAAUGCUCAUGAACCAUGCAGCAAUUUUUGGACCAGGCACCCGCACCCUGGAAUAAACGGAUACUGGAAUGACCUAUCCUGUUCGAAUCAUGUCCCUUGUGGUAUUGUCUGCAAGAGGCUGCCUUAG
This is a messenger RNA of Porites evermanni, 2781 nucleotides long. The record is from the annotation of a GenBank genome assembly. NCBI's taxonomy places the organism in Eukaryota, Metazoa, Cnidaria, Anthozoa, Scleractinia, Poritidae.